This is a messenger RNA of Xylona heveae TC161, 2140 nucleotides long. RefSeq lists its product as hypothetical. The record is from RefSeq and is a predicted model, not a curated record. NCBI's taxonomy places the organism in Eukaryota, Fungi, Ascomycota, Xylonomycetes, Xylonales, Xylonaceae. The transcript has 2 exons. The coding region runs from base 104 to 1789 and encodes 561 amino acids.
CACUAUCCCAAAUUAAUCUCAAAAUAAUCCUCAUCUCCUUCCUCAGCUCUUCGCCGGUCGAAGAAGUUGUCUUUGGAAAGACUGCGGGCAAUAUAAAGGAAAAAUGCCUCCUUCCGCCAAAAGACGCAAGCUCACGGCGACCACUGGGCAGGCGCCAUUCUUCAGUCCCACUCAAUCAGGCAUUCAGGCAUUCGGCAGGAUCUCCAAACCGCAGGUGGUAAAUGGGCACGCCCUCGAAAAGGAACAAGUCAUCAAGCAGGAGCAACUCCUACCUACGGAUGGCAAUCGCCUGAGUAAAAUCGUUCUAGAAAAAAAGCGGAAAAUUGACUCAGAUACGACCCAGCCCGUUACGAAAACUGAGGAGUUUCCGGCUACGGUCUUGCAACCUACCAAAAAUAUCGAGCAGCGUUACGAAGGAGCUAGAUUCACCAAUGCCGAACAGAUUACUGAAAACGAGCGACAAGUGCAGAGCACUCCUCGACGCUCUGCAAGAUUUGCCGAACCCACCUUUGAAACUCCUACGAAAGGCGCCUGUGGCCUUCUCAAUGCCUUUGCUCUUUCCACUCCGAAGAGUGCAAAGACAACCCGAACAGAACGAGAAACUACCCCAUGUCCGGUCUCAGACGAACACGCAACUUCAAAUGAGGAUCUUCGUGAAGGCCGUCUCCCGGAAGCUGUACAAGACCUCUUUGAUCUCCAUGAAUCAUUCCUCACAGCUCUUGCUAUACAUCGGGCACACAAUGGUUCACUGGUUCCGGCUGAUUUGCGGGUAUUAUGUCCUAGCAUUGAGCGAGCGUGGGGGAAAAGAAACGUUCGGGUAGAAGAUAUCAAGCGUGUUCUUGGCAUUCAAGAAAUGUUUGUUGGAUCAAACGGGAAGAAGAUUGGAACUGCAGCUAUCUUGUCUCUAUCUGAUUAUGGCAUGGGUAAAAUUUGUUUGGAAGUGGAUGAUGCGAGGCAAGAUGGAGAGCGCUUGCUCAUCUCCGAUGGUGAAAGUGGCAUCAAGGCGCUUUUCAAGCGUAAUGUCGAACAAGCUUGGGCAGACUGGGCUGGUCGUAAUAUCCCUUCAAAUGACAAAGCUCAUUCUCUCCAUGAAAUGGGUAUUAAAGCCGGAGAGGGCAAGGACCGCGGAGAGUCUUUCAUACAACAACUUCCCCUCGCCCGAGUUACGCCUUGCUCUUCCCUUGCAAAAGCCUCUCCACUGCUUAAGAAGGGUCAACGAAGACUUGAAGAAUUCAAGAUUGAGGCUACCUUAGUUCGACAAGAUCGCCACGAGAAAGCCGUCGGAGCCGGGUCUUUGAAGGCUUCAAAUUCGGUCAGCGAUCGCGGCCAAGGGCUUCUGGCACGGAUUCGUGAGAAACAGCUUCGACAAUCGACCCUCCCUGGUGCUCCUUCAAAGGAGGAAGUAGCUCGCAAGUCAGCACUCCAGCGUAUCGACGAAGUAUCCUCCGUUCUCUCUCUACUUGGCUCCCCAGAAAAGUCCACCGAUGAGAUUGGCGUAUCCUUGAACAGCAGGAGCAGCAGCACCAAUUCUUCUCUUCACGUACUGUCGACUGCGUCAUACAAGCGUGUCUCUUUCACUUUGCCAACACUUAUCCAGAAUCUCCAAGGCUCGCUCAGGACACCCAUUUCAAAAGACGAGGGCGAAUUAUGUAUCCACUUGCUUGCGGAACGCGUUGCUCCUGAGUGGAUCAGCCUCUUCAAAACAGGCAGAGUCCUGGGUGUCGUUCUCAAGCAGGGCUACAAGCCGUCCGCUGCAGAGAUGAAAAGCCGAGUUGCCGCCUGUAUGUGAUUAUUAAAGCCAUUGCGUUCUCUCUGUCCUAUUUUAUUGGAUUCCAGUUUUCAUUAUCAUGAUACCUUGACUUGUAUAUUUUACUUGGGGCACAAUGGAGUAUCACGAUAGGCUACUGCAUCAUCUUGACCACAGGGUUAGUCAUGCAUUGCUAUGGUCAUCCUUUUCUGCUCUUAUAGGCUUUUCGUUUCUUUCCUUUUUCUUAUAUGCAUAGCGUACGGAGGCAAUUUUUCUUUAUUGGUUACUAUUGGUCUAGAAGUACUAGAGUCUCGAUUCCCAUCAGUUUUAGCAGCCAACAUUAUUUGCAUGGAUAUGGCGUACCAGUCUGCAUUCAAUUAAGCAAAGCCUAGC